CCCAGGAUGUGUGACUGUAGUCCAGUCUCAGGUCACACUGAUGGUGACCGAGGGAAACUCCACCUGUAUAAAAGCCGAACUCUCCGCCUCUUUCUCCAUCACCUAUGACACAGCCAACGGCACGCGUACGGUGAUGGUGCCCCUCCCAGGUUCGGCGGUGGUGGGUGUGGCCAGCUCGUGUGGGGGUGACGGCCGCUCCCCCUCGCUCGUGGCGUUGUUCGGGGAUGGCCACGCCCUGGGCCUCAGCUUCUCAUCCAAUGUCAGUCUGUACAGCGUCGCUAACCUUACCCUGCAGUACAACCUCAGUGAUGUCUCUACCUUCCCAGAGGCCAACAGCACUGAUGUGGUAACUGUGGAGACGACCUCUGUAGGGAUGGUUGCUAGAGUCAACACCACCUACAGAUGUAUCAGCGCCUCCCCUGUCAUUGUGGGAGGAGCCACUGUCACCUUCUCAAACGUCACGAUGGAGGCCUACAUGACAGGGGACGAUCUGAGCCCCAACGAGAGUGUGUGUACUGCAGACCAGAGCUUCACCACAGCCCCGCCUCCACCCUCCACCACCACAGCCCCGCCUCCACCCCCUCCACCACCACAGCAGCCCCCGCCCCCAUCCCCACCCCCUGGAACACCUAACCAGGGCAGCUACUCUGUCUCCAAUAGCAACGGGACCGUCUGUCUGCUGGCCCGCAUGGCACUGCAGCUCAACAUCUCCCACUUCUCUGCCUCACAGAAUAAGACUAUCCAGGAAGUAGUAAACCUGCUGCCCAAUCAGACGACCAGCUCAGGAUCAUGUGACCCCACAAGCGCCACCCUGGUGCUGACACAGGGCAGUGCCACCAACCUCAGCUUCCUGUUUACUCUGAACACCACGUCUAACAGGUACCACCUGACUGGUCUGUCUGUGGUAGCAGCUUGGUCUGAUAUGACAGCCCCGUUCAACACCAGUAACAGUAGUCUGGACUACCUGCGUGGCUCCCUGGGGCGUAGCUACAUGUGUAGUUCAGAACAGACUCUGGCUGUAGACCAGAACUUUUCCCUCAACACCUUCCACCUGCAGGUCCAGCCCUUCGGCAUCACCAGAGGACAGUUUGCACAAGCGGAGGAGUGUCAGUUGGAUCAGGACAGCAUGUUGAUUCCCAUCGUCGUGGGAGCUGCUCUGGCCGGCCUGGUUCUCAUCGUUCUCAUCGCUUACCUCAUCGGCAGGAAGAGGAGCCAUGCUGGAUACCAGACCAUCUGAGAACACUGACACACAACCUUAUGUGUAUCAAACAGCACCCUAUUCCCUAUAUAGUGCACCAGUUUUGACCAGAGGUCUAUGUGGAUUCUGGUCAAACUUAGUGCACAAUAUAGGGAGUCUUUUCAGGCAGACUGCAGAGAGCCGGACGCUCAACCAACCACUGCUACUAAUGACUGACUGGACCAUGUACAAACCAGGCCCUGUCUGCAGUGUGUCUGUGUCUGUCUGUGUAUUGUUAUUCACAGUAACUCAUCCUCUGCUACCUACUAACAGACUAGUGCCUGGUCAAACCUACCUUCCCCCUCGUCUCUCUGUCUCUCGCCCAUCUCUACUGCAGCUGGCUCAGUAUACCCUUUUAGUUCUGAUAUCAUUUCAUGUUUGACUUGGGUGGAUUCUCGCUUUAAACGGAAUUUCAAAGAUUUUUUUUUUUUUUUUCAAUUGCAGUUUUUUUUGUGUAAAUGAAAUGAAUCCGAUAUUAAAUGAUAUAGUAUUGAACUCUUAUGGAAGAGUGGGUCUUUCCUAGAAGCACGUUUUGUGAUGGACUCAACAAGCUUCCCUUCCUUCCUCAUCUCCUUUCCUUCAGGACCGCCAUCUUUUCUAUGACAUCACCUUCGGGAGGUCUGAAGACUCCUGUGAGGGAACACAAAGGGAAACUUGAAUGUCUAACACCUCCUCCUCUCUGGUCAGAAAUACUGAGCGGAUUAUGUUGUAGGUCACAGGAGCAUUUGAAAGGCCUUGUGGGGGGGGGGGAAUUAUGUGUUUUGUGGUUUUACUGCGUUUCA
Messenger RNA from Oncorhynchus gorbuscha (pink salmon), 2019 nucleotides. Its product is annotated as lysosome-associated membrane glycoprotein 1-like. Gene Ontology annotation, cellular component: membrane. Lineage: Eukaryota; Metazoa; Chordata; Actinopteri; Salmoniformes; Salmonidae. The record is from RefSeq and is a predicted model, not a curated record.